Messenger RNA from Geosmithia morbida, 735 nucleotides. RefSeq lists its product as uncharacterized. The record is from RefSeq and is a predicted model, not a curated record. NCBI's taxonomy places the organism in Eukaryota, Fungi, Ascomycota, Sordariomycetes, Hypocreales, Bionectriaceae. Bases 1 to 735 code for a protein of 244 amino acids. The transcript is spliced from 2 exons.
AUGAAGAACUGGAAAGAGCAUCUUUCAAGACUUCUCCGUCGCCUUAUCGACGAGGAUAUCAUCCUCGUGGAGUGGGACCAGAGGCUCCUCAUCAGACUAGGAGUUCCCCUAGUAACGGGGUCCUACUUCUUCCUUGUUCCCGACGACCAGCUUCCCAAGGUCAUCAGCAUUGCUGCCGACCAAGAGCUGCAUCCAGCGGACGAGAGCACCCUGGCUGUUGGCUUCGCCAGCGAGUUCUCUGGCCGUGCUGUUCGCUAUAUCAUAGAUGAUACAGAAGCAUGCACUACUGCCAUCUCAGCUCUGGCCCCUAGGAGCUGGCGUCGACUCCUCUUCAUCCCCAUGUCGUGGCCGGAGAUCGCACUCAGCGAGCUGGAGCCGGCCACCAUGGUCGACCCGCUGCGUUCGGGGCCAGAUUUGAAUAUCUGGAUCGUGCCUCUACCCGUUGUUUGCGCGAGCUACGCAAGACUGGCUGUCCGUGAGCGCAGGGGGACCACGCCACGCCAAACUCUCAUAUGCGACCUCAUCUCCCUCGUCGUGGAGACCUUCUUCGACACAAGCUACGAGGGUGACUACGAGGAGAUGAUACCCGAUACCGUGCCAUUUACCGAGGCCGAGAUUCAUGAGAUGGAGAACGCUGCUAGGGAGAUUCAAUCAUGGGAGAUGCGGUUCGGCGAGGAGUGGAUUAAGGAGCAGCUAGUCAACAUCGUGACGGCAAAGCCUACCACACUUUCAUGA